AAAUUUUCUUAGUAGUUUUCCCUAUGUGAUGCAGACACGUAUGUGAUACUAUGAAUAAAUAUAUAACUUUUAUAAACUACUCUCUCCUUCUACUUUAUGUCGGGGCAGAUCUAAUAUUUGAUGAAUAUGCGGGACCAUACGAUCAAAAGCCAUUGGGAACAGAAUUUUGUCGAAUAACGGGAAGACAAUGCGUUGAAGGCAAUUUCACAAGACGCAAGCUCCCGGGUAUAGAUAAAGAUUGGCUCUACAAUGUUACAAUGCGGAGCUACAUGUAUAUCACAGAAACAACCACUAUGCGGGUAGUAGCAUCAACCAAAGGAGCAAGCGGCCAUUACAACAGCCUAGCAGACAUCACUAGACCGGCAUGCAAGUGGUUGGAUUGGAUCCAGCCAUUCAUCAAUGAUAUUUCCAGACAUGUUGGAUACAACCCGAAAGACAUCUGCCUUGCAGCAAUUCCGGGCUUUUAUCAGAUCACAAACUUCCAUCUGAAAGAGCAAUCACACUUCAGAAUAAAACAGAUUCCAAUAGCUCCUUACGGAUUGUAUAAAUUUGAGUUCCAUAUGUCGGAAAAGGAUAAUCCAAACUGUCUUUGCGUACGCAUCUUCGUGGAGAUAACGCCUGAUGCCAAAGCUAUUCUAAGGAAGCAGAAACAGAAUCGCACAAUUAUUCAAAUACCGAAAUUCUGA
Molecule: messenger RNA, 686 nt
Organism: Nilaparvata lugens (brown planthopper)
Lineage: Eukaryota; Metazoa; Arthropoda; Insecta; Hemiptera; Delphacidae
Exons: 4
Coding region: 51-686 (211 amino acids)
Source: RefSeq, a predicted model, not a curated record